GGGCCCGCCGCGUGGGAGAGGGCGCCGGCACGGACGGAGCAGGGGCUGCUCCAGCAACGGUGACCCUGCGCCGGACGAAGAUGGCACCGCCGGCGCGGUCGGCGGCGCAGGCGGGGGAUGAAAAGGGAGGUCAGGACUCGGCCCAGACGUUGCGCCAGGAGACGGAACAGGCGCACAAGCUGCUGAGGGAUGCCAAGACGCUGCGACGAGCCUCUCUCAUCUCCAUCGACUCAGAGAACGAGCACAAGCUGGUCGAGGUCCGCACGGGUUGCUGCGGUAUGGACCCGACCACCGGCCGAGGAAAGCAGCUUCACCUGAUCCAGAUGCUGCUGUUGCCCUUCAUCCCCAUCAUGGCACUCAUCACCCAGAACGUGGUCAACAUGCUGACGGUGCUCGAGCACCAGUACGACAUGCAGGAGAGCAUUGACCAGGUGCAAAUCAGUACCGAUCUGGGAAACGUCACCGAAGCUCUGCAGUCGGAGCGAGCCGAGAUCGCCUUCUUCCUCUUCACCAACGGCUCUGUGAUCCGGAGGAACCUCUCCGAGCACUUUCAGUAUACCAACCUGCUGAUCGACGACCUCCAGUGGCCCGACUUUCGGAUCGACGAUGAGCUCUUCCAGAAUAAAAUCCUGUUCAGAAUCCGUCUGGAUGACUUCAGGAACAAAAUUGCAAAGUUUGAUUUCGAUGAGAAGUAUUCCAUUGAAUCGGGCAUCGAGUUUUAUAAUAAAGCAAAUUAUAUCUUCUUAGAUCAGUUGACUCGCGAGAUAAAGGAGAAGGAUGCCAGUGGAGUGUGGCGGCUACUGCUGGCCUACAAGAACAUGAUUCGAGCCAUCGAGCACCUCGGCAUUAGCAUGGUGUUCGGUGAGCAGUAUUACGGGCGCGGCGAGCUCGACCAGAGCAGCUACAUCGAGUUCGUCACCAACGACGCCCUCGGCCAGGACUUUCUCAACCAGUCGCAGAACUUCGCCUACUGGAUCAAAGACAGGUAUGUUUCAGUUCAAGAUACUUAUCCGUGGUAUUCUAACAUUACUCGGCGUCGUUUGGAAAUUCUGAUGAGGAAGAAAAUAGAACCGGAUUUCGACAAGGCUACGGAGUACUUCUAUGCAAUGCUGGGAUAUUUGGAUGCUCUGAAAAACAUCCAGUACGAACUAAGGGACCGCGUGGAAAAGCUGAUAAUGAACGAGAUGCGCGACUCCAACAGUCAGGUGUUUCUGGGUAUCGCUGUGCUCUGCACCGUGCUGCUCAUCUCCCCCAUCAUCAUCCUGCUGGUGCGCAUGGUCACCAGGACGCUGCAGGCAUUCUCAGAGACUUUGUUGCACAAAACACACGAGCUGAAGUUCGAGAAGAAGCGGACAGAUAAGCUGCUGUACCAGAUGCUGCCACCCACGGUGGCCCAGCAGCUAAAACAAGGAAAGCAGGUGUCGGCAGAGACGUACGAAUCGGUCACCAUCUACUUCUCCGACAUCGUCGGCUUCACCGAUCUGGCUUCAGAGAGCACCCCGAUGCAGGUGAUCUCUCUCCUGAACGCGCUGUACCGCAUGUUUGACUCGCGGAUCGACAUGUACGACGUAUACAAGAUGGAGACUAUCGGCGAGGUCUACAUGGUGGCCUCGGGUGUGCCGCAGCGCACGGGCAAAGACCACGCCUCCGAGAUCGCCUCCAUGGCUCUCAGCCUGCUGCACGGCGCAGAGAACUUCGUCAUCUCACACAUGCCCGGAGAGCGGCUUCAGAUCAGGAUCGGAAUCCACACAGGUGCAGUGGUGGCCGGCGUGGUAGGCACCAAAGUGCCGCGCUACUGUCUGUUUGGAGACUCGGUCAACACUGCCAGCAGAAUGGAAAGCACCGGACUGCCGUUCAAGAUACACAUAUCAGCGGACACCAAGCAAGCCCUGGAUAAGUAUGGCGGCUUCAUCACCAAACUACGCGGCGAAAUCGAAAUCAAGGGCAAGGGCAUGAUGCAGACAUUCUGGCUGAUCGGCAAGCACGGCUCGCUGGACCCGCACCCUGAGGAGCCUCCGACACAGGUCGACGACGGUAUGGACGUCACGGCCGAGAACCCGCACACCAUCAAGCAGCGGCGCAGGGAGGCCCGCAGCCGCGCCCACUCCAGCGAGGACGUCUCCUUCAAGGCCACCAUGUCGCGCCUCCUGUGCAUGAACAAGUAGCCGGCGCGGAGGUCACCGAGGCGACAGGAGAGGGUCCGGCGCGACCACUUGGUUUUCCCGGGGACAGCGUUGAUGGUGUGCCGCUCGUGGACAGGGGUGUUCGUAUCUGUCGGGAGGGUGGGACCGAGGCCGGGGUCGGUGCUGACUGCAGGGCACACUGCACAGCGUCUAUCGUGAGUGUGAAGGAUUAUUGGUAUACCAAACAUCCCUAUAGGGACGUGUGGAUCGCUGAUGCUGUUUUAUGCGGUCAAAGUUCGUGAGGAUCCCUCUUUUCUCUUCGAAUACACGUACCCUGGGUGAUUUAAAACGGAUUUUCUUCGAGGCACGUUUGAAACAGGUCGUAAGAGAUCACAAAAUGCGCGAUUUUUUUCCAAUCGUAAUACAAUAAAACUUUUAUGUUCUGCUAGCAGUUAGCACCUU
Messenger RNA from Amphibalanus amphitrite, 2585 nucleotides. RefSeq lists its product as uncharacterized. Lineage: Eukaryota; Metazoa; Arthropoda; Thecostraca; Balanomorpha; Balanidae. The transcript is spliced from 12 exons. The record is from RefSeq and is a predicted model, not a curated record. Gene Ontology annotation, biological process: receptor guanylyl cyclase signaling pathway; intracellular signal transduction; cGMP biosynthetic process. Gene Ontology annotation, molecular function: peptide receptor activity; guanylate cyclase activity. The coding region runs from base 81 to 2165 and encodes 694 amino acids.